Mirounga angustirostris (Northern elephant seal) is the source of this 1762-nucleotide messenger RNA. It is a transcript of the gene SETD6, whose product is annotated as SET domain containing 6, protein lysine methyltransferase. NCBI's taxonomy places the organism in Eukaryota, Metazoa, Chordata, Mammalia, Carnivora, Phocidae. Gene Ontology annotation, cellular component: nucleus. The coding region runs from base 8 to 1408 and encodes 466 amino acids. Gene Ontology annotation, molecular function: protein-lysine N-methyltransferase activity; protein binding. The record is from RefSeq and is a predicted model, not a curated record. Gene Ontology annotation, biological process: peptidyl-lysine monomethylation. The transcript is spliced from 10 exons.
CGGGGAUAUGAGCCCCGCCCCCGGCAGGCCUUUCCCGGGACGCCGGAAGCGCCGGCGCCGAGCUCCUGAGCCGCGGGGCCGCGCGGCCUCGGCAAUGGCGACCCAGGCGAAGCGCCGGCGGGUGGCUGGGCCCGUGGGCGGUGGCGACGCGGACCCGGACCCGGUGGCCGGUUUCCUGAGCUGGUGCGGGCAGGUGGGGCUGGAGCUGAGUCCCAAGGUGGCGGUGAGCCGGCAGGGCACGGUGGCCGGCUACGGCAUGGUGGCCCGGGAGAGCGUGCAGCCCGGGGAGCUGCUGUUCGCCGUGCCGCGGGCCGCGCUCCUGUCGCAGCACACCUGCUCCAUCGGCGGCCUGCUGGAGCGAGAGCGAGGCGCGCUGCAGAGCCAGUCGGGCUGGGUGCCGCUGCUGCUGGCGCUGCUGCACGAGCUGCAGGCCCCGGCCUCGCCCUGGAGCCCCUACUUUGCGCUCUGGCCGGAGCUGGGCCGCUUGGAGCACCCCAUGUUCUGGCCCGAGGAGGAGCGCCGGCGACUGCUGCAGGGCACAGGCGUACCGGAGGCCGUGGAGAAGGACUUGGCCAACAUCCGCAGCGAGUACUAUUCCAUCGUGUUACCCUUCAUGGAAGCCCACCCGGACCUCUUCAGCCCCAGGGUUCGCUCCCUGGAACUCUACCGCCAGCUCGUGGCUCUCGUGAUGGCCUACAGCUUUCAGGAACCACUGGAGGAAGAGGAGGAUGAGAAGGAGCCAAACUCCCCUUUGAUGGUGCCUGCUGCAGACAUACUAAACCACUUAGCCAAUCAUAAUGCCAAUCUAGAAUACUCUCCAGCAUUUGUUGGGCCUGGUCCCAGCUUCUUCCUUCCACCCCAGAAUUGUCUUCGGAUGGUGGCCACUCAGCCCAUUCCUAAAGGCCAUGAAAUUUUCAACACUUACGGGCAAAUGGCUAAUUGGCAGCUGAUUCAUAUGUAUGGUUUUGUUGAACCAUAUCCUGACAACACGGAUGACACAGCUGACAUUCAGAUGGUGACAGUUCGUGAAGCAGCAUUACAGGGAACAAAAGCUGAAGCUGAAAGGCUCCUACUGUAUGAACGCUGGGAUUUCUUAUGCAAACUGGAGAUGGUUGGGGAAGAGGGAGCCUUUGUGAUUGGGCGUGAGGAGGUACUGACUGAAGAGGAACUGACCAGCACACUCAAGGAAUGUCAGAAGACAUGGAGCUAUGUUAUAUCCCCAGACAAGUGCAUGGCAUCAACAGCCUUUCCGUUACAAGCUGGAAUCUACCCAUUGCCCAAUCUCCAAUGCUAUAUAGACAGUCUAAGCAAUCUGCAACAUAUUACAUCAAAAAAGGAAAGAAAAAAAAAAAACCCCACAAGUAUCAUCUUGUUAUUUCUCCUUCAAACUUCUCAAUCUAGAAGAUAAAGAAAAGCCCAAGCUCUUUACCAUGGCUUUUAAUAGGCCUGUGUGGAUUCAGGACUCUGGAUAAAAAAUGUCAUCACCACCACCACCUGAGAGAAACUGUUGACUUUCAAUCAAAACGCUGGUACCUUUUGUUAAAAACAAGUUGUAAUUCUCUACUUGUCAUUUUGUGUCCAUCAGACUAAAUUGCUAGGGCAGGAACAAUGUCCAUUUUGCUCACAACUACAUCCUAUUUAACACAUGUAAAAGAUGUCUUAAAUGGACAUGUCGAAGAUACUCCAUGAACACUGAAAAAAAAAUUCAUAAUAAAGGGGAAGAGGCACCACUUAGAAUUAUCUAAAAAACUUCUCCCUUACC